AUGGCUGCAGUUGAACCACCCCUUGUACCUGAUAAUUAUCAACUGAAAUGGCAUUCAUUUGGCUCGCAUCUGCAUUCUUCUGUUGCAACUCUUCUUAAAUCGGAACAUUUUGCAGAUGUCUUUCUUUGCUCUGGGGAAGGUCACUGUUUUCCCGCUCAUCGCUUUGUUCUUAGCUCAUGCAGUCAAUAUUUUAGCGGAAUUUUUGAUAGGAUGAAACAAACUCAGCAAAAUCUUCCCAUGUAUGUAGUUCUUCCUCCAGAAAUCAGUACUAGAACGUUAAAAACUCUUAUACGUUAUAUGUACAGUGGGGAGACAACAGUGUCCAACGAUAUUUUGGAUAACGUUCUCCGUGGUGGAGAUGCAUUAAAAAUUCGCGGUCUUUGGCGACAAAAAAAUGAUGGACCUUUUCCAAUGGAAGCACCAGCUCAGCAACUUGCACAUACUAACAAACCAUCUCGUUUACAGGAAGAUAUAGCUAAAUCUCAGAGCAACAUGAACGCAGUGCAUUCUAAAACUAAACAAGUACCUAAAUUAACAAUUAAAUCUGGGAAGUCUUUUGAAACGAUAAAAAAUUCCUUACCUCAAACAAAAAAAAAUGAAACUACACAUGUACCUAUAAAAAUCACCGAAAAUCACAAAUCUCCUGCAACAGAAAGCCCAGUCAGCGAAAAAAGACCGCGAUUAGAACCGAAAAAAAUUGAAACGUUAUUACAAAAAUCUCAACAUGAUGUAAACUGUGAUAAAAAUGAUAAAACAAGAGAGUAUCUGGUGAUAAAAGAUGAGCCAAUAGAUUGGGAAGAUUAUAUCGAAAGUCCAGUAGUGCAAAGUGAUGAAUUUCGCACUGAAAUUACGAUAAAACCUGAAAUUCUUUAUGACCCAGCCGAAGACGCUGACGAAGCCGAUACAACGGAAGAAACAAUGGAAAGCAUAGAACCAGUCUACUCACCGCUCACGUGUGAACUCUGCGCUGAGGUCUUUGCAUAUCCUGCGGACUGGGUGCGACACAUUGAAGGACAUUCGAGCUUGGAUGGACAGACUGAUCAACCUGCGCGGAGGCAACGAAGAGGAAGGAAAUGCGAUGAUGAAAACGACACUGAGAAUAUAGCGUCAUUACGUUGUGAUUUAUGCUCAAGACUGUUUCCUACGCCUGCGGAAUGGGUCCGGCACAUCCAGAGCACGCACACCGAAACGGAACUGGCCAUGUCUAACAACAGCCUACCGCCCCGGCCGCGCACCAGACCGACAUACAGUGACGGCACCGUGAAUAAAACGUGCUCCGUCUGCCAGAAGAAAUUCCCGUCUCACGCCAGCAUGGUCAUACAUAAACGCACGCAUACUGGUGAGCGACCUUUUUUAUGUAGCCUGUGUAACAAAGGGUUUAAUGUUAAAUCUAAUUUACUGCGGCAUUUAAGAACAUUGCACGAUCAAAUAAUUAGCCCUUCUACAGUCGCGGACGGCGUUAAAUCAGAAGCGCAAGAGCAAGACAUGAUGGAAGAGGAAACGCAAGAAAACGGAUAA
This is a messenger RNA of Ctenocephalides felis (cat flea), 1518 nucleotides long. Its product is annotated as zinc finger protein with KRAB and SCAN domains 4. Gene Ontology annotation, biological process: regulation of transcription by RNA polymerase II. The coding region runs from base 1 to 1518 and encodes 505 amino acids. Gene Ontology annotation, cellular component: nucleus. Gene Ontology annotation, molecular function: protein binding. The record is from RefSeq and is a predicted model, not a curated record. Lineage: Eukaryota; Metazoa; Arthropoda; Insecta; Siphonaptera; Pulicidae. The transcript has 4 exons.